Molecule: messenger RNA, 7829 nt
Organism: Dunckerocampus dactyliophorus (ringed pipefish)
Lineage: Eukaryota; Metazoa; Chordata; Actinopteri; Syngnathiformes; Syngnathidae
Gene: adamtsl4
Product: ADAMTS-like 4
Exons: 18
Coding region: 155-3712 (1185 amino acids)
Biological process (GO): extracellular matrix organization
Cellular component (GO): extracellular matrix
Molecular function (GO): metalloendopeptidase activity
Source: RefSeq, a predicted model, not a curated record
AACCCUUCCCACUUUUCCACAAACGGCGGGGGAGAGGGAGAGAGAGAGGGAGCAGUGACAGGAGGAGCAGGACACACACAAAGUUGGACCCCUCAUUGAUUAGUUUGGUAUCAGUGAUCGAUCAAAGUGGGCUGAUCACCGCAGUUGUUGGAGCAUGCUGGUCGCGUCUAUCUUCAGGCUCUAUGUGCUGUGGGCCUUUGUGGGGGUUGCGACCUCCGUGACCAAGCCCGCCAAGAGGAAGCCAACCACGGUGAGAGCCAUUAUCCACAAAUGGCCAAAACAUGGAACAGUGGUGAACCUUCCCUGGACUGGCCAGCCGACCAAAAUGACCCCAAGAGCGCAGCGACGACUCAUCCGAGAGGUCACAAAAGACCCCACAACAACAUCCAAAGAACUGCAGGCCUCACUUGCCUCAGUUAAGGUGGUGGGUCGGAGGUCAAGACAGGUGAUUGAGGCAGAUCCUGUGGAGGGGGUGUGGUCAGUCUGGGGGGAGUGGUCAGAGUGCACCCAGACAUGCGGGGUGGGCGUCUCACAAAGAACCAGGAAGUGUCUUCCACCUCCACAAAACUCCCCCAUCUCCUUCCCACAGCCCAGCUGGGCCGGGUACCUACCUGGAGGCAUGGGCGGGUCCUCCAUGCACCCCUACCACCCUUCCCACCAACACAUGCCUCAUCACUCCCCGCCUAGUCAUCACAACCAGGGGGUGUCGCUUUAUCGGAAUACCCCAACAACAGGAGGUGGAGGGGCUCCACUUGCAGCGGGACAGAGCAAUCCGUCCUCACCUUUCCAUCCAGCAGACUACCCGGCAUCCAAUCAGAACCGUGUGUCCGUGUACCGAUCCCCUUACCACGCUCCCUCGCGUGGCAACAGCCCGCAGACACGCACCAUCAGGAGGCCCACCAAUCCAGCAGCGAUGAGGGGAGGAGGAGGAGGCAGCAGAAGGUCCACCAGCCGGGAGGGCCUGCCUGUGAGGAGGUCUUCAUCCAUCCACCCAGGCCAGUUUGGGUAUGGUAAGGUGCCCUUCUCUCUGCCGUUGCACCGGCCCAGUCGACAGGCUCGACACACUGUCAACAGCACGGACGCCAUUUUGGCUUCAGCUGCACCUGAACUUGACGACGACAAGACCUUUAAGGGGGCGGAGGAGGUGGAUGACGAUGAGCCUGCAACCACUACCACCGCAGCCGCCACUACAGCAAAGCCACACUCACACAGGAGGACCAGAUUCCCGGCUCCUCCCCACUUCCCGCCUCUCUCCUCCUCAACCAGUUUUCGCCGCGCGUUUGAUUGGCGCUCCGCUGCCGCUUUCCCCUACUCCCCCUCUCGGUACCAGCUCUCACACAGGGAGAGGGCACCUCAGCCGGGCUUCGGUCACCAGCCCCCGCAACCUGCCAAUGUGUACCCACUCCAGGACCCCCACGGAGGACAUCAUGGGGGGGACACGCGUGCCACUGGAGGAGCGAGGACACCACCACCAGACUUCAGAUGCCCUGGGCCAGAGAAGGAAUAUCGCAGGUGCUUCUCACAGGUGUGCACCGGAGCUACGACGGACUCCAGAGCGGAGCAGUGCGCCGCCUUCAACACCAAGGAGUUCAUGGAUCGCCUCUACAACUGGGAACCUUUCAUUGAGGUGGGUCCAGACAAGCAGUGCGAGCUGACCUGCAGACCAGCAGGCUAUCGCUUCUACGUGCGUCAGGCCGAGCGAGCGCGAGACGGGACCCCUUGCUUCAACGUCACCUCCAAUGACGUGUGCGUGGAAGGGCGAUGUCUGACGGAGGGCUGCGACGGUACUCUGGGCUCCGGCUCAGUGAUUGACAAAUGUGGAGUUUGCGGUGGGCGGGACUCCUCCUGUCAGAAGGUGACGGGCAGCUUCCAAAAUGUCACGGUUCCCCUUGGUUACCACAAGAUCUUGGACAUCCCGGCCGGGGCCACCUUCAUUAACAUCACAGAGAGACGAGCCAGCCCCAACUACCUGGCCAUGAGGAGUGGAACUGGGGCUUCUGUGGUCAACGGGCGUUGGGCUGUAGACCCUCCAGGGGAAUACCAAGCCGGGGGGACCACCUUCACAUACGCCCGACCUAGAGCGCAGACAGAGGGGGAGGAAGAGAAAGGAGAGUCCCUCAGGGCCCCCGGACCCACCAGCACUCAGCUCCAGCUCUAUAUCAUUUUCCACCAGCAGAACCCCGGCAUAGACUAUGAGUUCUACAUCCCUGUGGAGAAGAAGGAGCCAGAGAGGCCGCCGGACCGGGAGACACCCAGGGAGGCUCCCAGGGAGACUCAGUGGGAGCGGGCGCCAGCGAGGGCACCCCUUCGCAGUCCCCUCACGGUGUCAAUAGAAGAUCCUCCUCCUGCUCCUCCUCCGGUUUCCAUCCCUUCUUUCCCAUCCUCCUCAGUAUUUGCACCCCCCUUGGCUGAACAAUGGACUCCUGAGAGGUCACGACCCCGGGCCUCUGCGCCCAACAGGAACGCUCGGAUCCCGCCUCGCACGGACCUGCCGCUGGACACGCAGCCGCCGUUCGUGUGGAGGAGAGGCGCUCUCUCCGAGUGUUCGGUUUCCUGUGGCAAAGGGUAUCAAUAUCGGGAGAUUUUAUGCAUCAACCGCCAUACAGACGAGGAAGUCCCAGACAGGAAAUGUGACUCCGCAGCUAAGCCCGUCCCAGAGGAGGAGCCUUGCAACACACACGCCUGUCCGCCAUUCUGGGAGGCCAGCUCCUGGUCAGAGUGCAGCGUGUCCUGCGGCCCCGGCAUGCAGCAGCGUCAGCUCCAAUGCAGACAGAGUUUUGGGAACCGCUCCACCAUGGUUCACCCCCAGCGGUGUGCCAACCUGACCCCGCCAGAGUCCACACAAGCCUGCCAGCUCCAGCUGUGCUCCCACUGGGAGGUCAGCUCUGACUGGAGCACGUGUUCAGUGGACUGCGGGGUGGGCAAGAGGACAAGGAGUGUGCGUUGCGUCAGCGAUCAAGGCAACGUGGUGAACGAUAAAGAAUGCAACUCCAGAAUGCGGCCGAUGGGGAGCGAGGAGUGCAACAUGGGUCCCUGUGUGACCAACUGGUACUCGUCUGCCUGGUCCGGCACGUGCUCAGCACAAUGCGGCCCAGGCGUGCAGAAGCGGGAGGUGGUGUGUCUGACACGUGGAGGCCUCCGAGAGGGGGAGGUAGGUGGGGACUGCAUCGGGGACAAACCGGCUGAGAUGAAGGCUUGCAACGGGGGUCCCUGUGAGUCCAUCAUCAUGUGGUACAGCAGUCCAUGGACACAGUGCAACGUUGAUUGUGGAAACGGAACUCAGCGACGAGACGUCAUUUGCGUCCAAAAGAACGGGAACGACUUUACAGUGGUACCGUCUGCCGAAUGUGUGCAAAUGGAUAAACCCUCGGCCGUGCAGGAGUGUGAGAUGGGAGAGUGUCAGGCCCAGUGGUUCACUACGGAGUGGAGCGCGUGCUCGCGCUCGUGUGGAAAGGGUCUACAGAUGAGGGAGGUCCGCUGUCUGACACCAGACAAGAAGCACAGCCAGAACUGUGACGCCAGCAUCAAACCUGAACAAGAACAAAUGUGCAACACCAUACCCUGCAGUCCACAGGUUACAGAUGAAAACUGCAAGGACAGACGGCACAACUGCGUGAUGGUGGUCCAGGCCCGACUGUGCGUCUACUCCUACUAUAAGACAGCGUGCUGCGCCUCGUGCACACACAGCGCCCAGCGUGCGAAGAGACACUGACGGGCCAGUCGCAGGCAGCCCCUGGUGGUUUGCCAUGAAGAACGUAGCCUGGAGUUACUGCUCUCUAGACGUGGACAGAGUAGAGCACCUAUCUAGCAGUUAGUCCUUCUUUUUCAAUUAACAACACUGUGAAAGCAGUCACAUUUUAGAGCCACAUGCUCCACUCCGCUUUCCUUACUAUAGCGUGUCAGGCAGGACCCAACGUUGCUCGCAGGCUUCGUUUAAAAGAUGGUGCUCGCCGCUUUUGAAAGAUUCCUCCUUAACUUCCAGGAUCUUCAACAGAGAGCCAUGUGUUGCCUACCACUCGCUCAGAAAAGAAGCAUAAUGUAGGACAGGAUCUCCAGUAGCGUAUGUGUUUCUAUACCUCCCAUUCAGCCAUAUUGGCUAUACGGUCGACCAGACUCGAAGGAUUCACUGUUCAUGUCUUGUUUGCUUGCCAAAAAAUACUCCCUUGAUGUACCAUUGCAGUUUUAAAAAAAGAUAAACCAAAAGAAUGGGGUGAGCGUGGAAGGAAGUGACCAAAUAUGGGCAUAAGGAAGUAGCUGCUAAACACAGCUAAUGGGAUGAGGUGCCAUUACAUCAUAUGAAUAUUCCAAAAUCAAAGCUCACUCAUUCCCAUUGAAUUAGCUUCAAGUCCUGUCAUGAUUCAUCAAGUUUGCUUAAAUAUGUUAUAUGUUGUUUGUAAUUAUGUUCUACAAUGUUCGAUUUUUGAAAGCGAAUGAUAAAUGAGCAAAAACGACAUUUAUAGUUCAUGGCGCCAGCCAUGACAAACUAGCCCGCAGCUCGGCCUCAUUUCCAGAAGUGCUGUCGCCGGGGCGACACCUCUCACUAAAGCAGAGUAAACAAAUGCUUCGAGGUAGCGUGUGGACUUGGUUCAGAAUAUUUUUCACCAAAAUAGUCAUGCCAAAAAUGUCGUGUUGCUGCUGGAUGUUCACAGUAUCCCAGUGAUACUGUAAGUUUGUUUUUUUUCCCCAAAAGAGGAAGGCUUAAGACUACAAUGGACGAAGCAAAUGCAGCAGAGAACGAGAGACAGAUGGACGCCCACCUCGAGCUCUGUGCUUUGCAGUGAUCAUUUCACUCACGACUGCUUCGAAGGAACACCUUUACAAGAAGCAUUUAGCUUGAAAGUACGGUAUAAACGCAUUUUGAAAAAGCAUGCCAGUACACGGGGGAAAAAAACAAGACCACUGCGACAAAUUUGGCACAGGAGAGGAAGUUAUGUCUUGCUUACAUAAUGUCUUCUAAACACAAUGUCAUGAUAGCGACAAGGCUGCAAAGCAUUGCACAUGUCAUAUAAACAUCAUUUCACAGCAAUAUGUCUAAUGUGGGGGACAACGGCGGCGAUGGCCAACAUUCAUCCUCUACAUGCGACCACAUGUACGUUAAAACAGGCUAUAAAAACCCUUUACGCCCAUUAAGAAGGCUACCAAUCUUCAUCUCCAUGUCUUAAGUCCAUGUUGUGCAAGUUCUGCUUCAAAAUUUUCCCCUUCUUUUUUCCUCAAACUAUUGACACAUCACUCAAAUCUUCGCUCUAAUCACUGCAAACAUCCUCUGUCACGUACACCGCCAUGUUUGUUUACCUGAGCGAUAGUACUCCAAUGACGUCGCUUCCGGAAAUGAGGCUGAACUGCGAGAGCUAGCUCGUCAUGGCUGUCGCCAUCAACUAUGAAUGUCGUUUUUGUGAAUUGUCUGUUUGCUUUCAAAAAUAGAACAAUGUAGAACAUCAUUCCAAACAAUACACAGUAUAACAUAUUUAAGCUAAGUUGAUGAAUCAUUUCAGGGACGCUUUAAAUCACAUCUGACAACUUUCAUUUAGGAGAACAUUAUUCCAGCAAGUCUAAUUACUGUCUUACUCUCCAAGUUAACAACAUGUUCAUUAUCACAAAGGGGGGGAAGCCUGUUUUCUGACAGUUCUUUUUGGGACAGUAUGAUAAAAAGUAGCAUUUGCUACUUAAUUGCAGCUCUUAAUUGACCCGACAACACUGCUAGACGUACAGUGCUGUGGAAAAGUGUUUGUUCCCUUCCUGAUUCCUUAUUUUUUUUGCAUGUUUGUCACACUUGAAUGUUUCAGAUCAUCAAACAAAUGUAAAUAUUAGUCAAUGACAACACAACUCAACCCCCCCACCCCCCCACCCUAAAACAUAAUUUAACUGAGAUGAAUUGAGAUCUAUCAGUGUGGAAAAGGUUAUAAAGCCAUUUGUAAAGCUUUGGGACUCCAGCCAACUACAAUGAGAGCCAUUAUCCACAAAUGACCAAAGCAUGUAACAGUGGUGAUCCGUCCGGCCAACCAAAAUGACCCCAAGAGCGCAGCCACGACUCCUCCGAGAGGUCACAAAAGACCCCACAACAACAUCCAAAGAACUGCAGGCCUCACUUGCCUCAGUUAAGGUCAGUGUUCAUGUCUCCACCAUAAGAAAGACACUGGGCAAAAACGGCCUGCAUGGCAGAGUUCCAAGACCAAAACCACUGCUGAACAAAAACAACAUUAAGGCUCAUCUCAAUUUUGCCAGAAAAUUUGGGAAAAUACUCUGUGGUCUGACGAGACAAAAGUUGACCUUUUUGGAAGGUGUGUGUCCCAUUACAUCUGGCGUAAAAGUAACACCACAUUUCAGAAAAAGAACAUCAUAGCAACAGUAAAAUAUGGUGGUGGUAGUGUGAUGGCCUUCAGGACCUGGAAGACUUGCUGUGAUAAAUGGAAGCAUGAAUUGUGCUGAAGGAGAAUGUCCGGCCAUCUGUUGGUGACCUCAAGCUGAAAGCAACUUGGGUUCUGCAGCAGGACAAUGAUCCAAAACACACCAGCAAGUCCACCUCUGAAUGGCUGAAGACUUUGGAGUGGUCUAGUCCAAGUCCUGACCUGAAUCCUAUUGAGAUGCUGUGGCAUGACCUUAAAAAGGAAAAGCCUCCAAUGUGGCUGAAUGACAACAAUUCAGCAAAAUUCCUCCCCAGCGCUGGAAGAGACUCAUUGCAAGUUAUCACAAACACUUGAUUGCAGUUGUUGCUGCUAAGGGGGGCCCAACCACUUAUUAGCUUUGGGGGGAAAUCACUUUUUCACACAGGGACAUGUAGCUUUGGAUUUAUUCUGCCUUAAUAAUAAAAAGUUUCAUUUAAAAAGUGCAUUUUGUGUUGAGUUGUGUUGUCAUUGACUAAUAUUUACAUUUGUUUGAUGAUCUGAAACAUUCAAGUGUGACAAACAUGCAAAAAAAGAACCAAUCAGGAAGGGGCAAACACUUUUUCACACCAGUAUAUGUUUUAAGAAAACAAUCAUCCCCGGCCUGAGAGGAGACGAUGAAUGUGUACUUUGGCAUUAAUGAAGCCACAAUCUGGCAACCAAUUUACCCGUCAGUCCAAGUGGAUCAAAUAUUCAGCAUGAACAAACCUGUGUGUAUAUACUGUACGUGUGUGUGUGUGUGUGUGUGUGUGUGUGUGUGUGUGUGUGUGUGUGAGCACGAGCUCAUCUUUGUCUUUUUGUACAUUUCACACAACACAAAAAUCAGCCCCCACACACACACACACACACACACACACACACACACUCGGGGAGGGAUGUGUAUAUUUGUCAAAUAUUCUCUGAAUGUGUAUAAUAAGAUGUUGUGAACAUAGCAGGUGCUUCUAUUUUUUAGAAGACUGAAGUUAUUCCCGCCUAUAUCACUUUAAAGAGAAUCCCGUAUUGUACUGAGUUUUAUAACUCAGUCAGUCGUAGUAACAUUUUAUAUAUGAAAAAAACCAAGUAAUUUUUCAGUAUGGAAAGAACCUAUAAUUUAUUUUUGUCCUGUCUCACCACCGGCGUUUAUGAGAUUAUCAUUGUUAGAAAUGCACACCUUUUUCCCCACAUCUUAGUGGCAGCAGAAAUACAAAACCGUGUGAAAUAAACUCAAUAAAAGUGAAACGACACAUGAAUGAGUUCAUUGUGUCCACAAAGCAAGGGUGUCAUUGCCAUUCUCUCCAUUAGGCGGCGCCAUUGAGUCAUUGAAUGUGCUUUGGGAAGUGAUCCCGGUGAUGAAUGUACACUUUUUUUUUUGUACCAAACGUCUUCUCGGAAGGAUGUUUCCUUCCAAAAUGUCAUGUUUGGCGCACAUACUGCAGACAAAUGCCAUCAGGGCCACACCUAAAAGAAAAA